GACUAUUGGUAAGAUUCAAAUUAAAUCACUAACUUGUCCUUGAGAUAUCAACCAGGCAGAGCACAUUGGAACUGAUAAUAACUUACAAUGGCCGAAGUGCCACAGGACUUGACCAAUUCACCAUAACUAGCCAAACCUACUUAUCUUGACUUUCAACACCAGAUUAAGUUGUCUUUGAAAAGUAUUUUUCCUUAUCUGCACAAUAUAUAUGGACCAGUCCUAGUAUCUGAUCAUCCACAGCAAGCUUACUCACUUAGGAAAGUUUGGGCAGUUAUGGCUUCUCCAAUAUCUUCACUCUUCUUGCAUUUCAUUUUCCUUUCCCUCUUUGCCUUGGCUACUACUGCUCUAGCCAAAGUCCCUGCAAACCAAACCUUCAGGUUCGUCAAUCAAGGUGAAUUCGGAGAUCGGAUAAUCGAGUACGACGCUAGCUACCGAGUAAUCCGAAACGAUGUUUACACUUUUCUUGCCAUCCCUUUUCGCCUUUGUUUCUACAACACCACUCCCGAUGCUUUCAUUUUCGCCAUCAGAGCUGGCUUUCCCAACGAUGAAAGCCUAAUGAGGUGGGUGUGGGACGCCAACCGCAACGAUCCGGUUCGUGAAAACGCCACUCUUACCUUCGGCGAGGACGGGAAUUUCGUUCUGGCGGAUGCCGACGGUCGUGUAGUUUGGCAGACCAACACGGCUAACAAAGGGGUCACGGGCAUUAAGUUACUAACAAAUGGUAACUUAGUACUGUUUGAUAAAAAUGGCAAAUUCGUAUGGCAGAGUUUCGAUUAUCCAACAGAUACUUUGUUGGUGGGUCAGUCUGUUAAAAUCAACGGUCGGAACAAGCUCGUUUGCCGAACAUCUGACAUGGACGGCUCUGAUGGACCCUAUAGUAUGAUACUAGACCGUAACGGGUUCAUCAUGUAUCUAAACAAUUCAGGUCAGCUUCUUAUUUACGGGGGUUGGCCUAUAAAAGACUUUGGAGACAUUGUGACAUUUGAUGCCGUGCCUGAAAAUGAUAACGCAACAGCUUACGAGUUAGUCCUAAGGACGACAACACUACAAGCUCAUCAGGGUGGUUCUCUGCCAGGCAACGGGCGGCGGCGACUCCUCCAGGUCCGUCCGAUAGGUGGUGGGGGUGAAAAAUUCCUCAAUAAACUGAACUACAAUGCCACAAGUUCGUUUCUAAGACUUGGAUCUGAUGGAAACUUGAGAGCCUACACAUACUAUGACCCAGUGAGCUAUUUAAAAUGGGAAGAGAGCUUUGCUUUCUUCUCGAGUUACUUUGUUAGAGAAUGUGCUUUGCCAUCAAAAUGUGGCUCAUUCGGGUUAUGUGACAAAAGGAUGUGCGUGGCUUGUCCAAGUCCAAGAGGUCUUUUGGGAUGGAGUGAAAGCUGUAAACCACCAAAGCUGGCCGCUUGUGGGAAAGGAGCUAAAGUUGAAUACUACAAAAUUGUAGGUGUGGAGCAUUUUUUGAACCCAUAUUUGGACGAUGGAGAAGGUCCAAUGAAGGUUGAGCAGUGCAGAGACAAGUGUAGUAGAGAUUGCAAAUGUUUGGGGUUCAUUUACAAGGAAGAUACAUUCAAGUGCUUGACUGCUCCUGUACUUGGGACUCUGAUAAAAAAUGUCAAUACUACUUCUGUAGGAUAUAUUAAGUACACAAGGUAGAAUUCGUUUUGUAAUUUUGUAUGAAGUGUCUUGAGAAAAAAUUAAGGUUGGGGUUUGAUUUAUAUUGUGUAAUAAAGCUCGAUGAAGCAUGAUUUUCAUGAGUACUUUCACUUGACUUUUAUAUAUGUACUUAAUUAAAUUUACAGUA
Theobroma cacao (cacao) is the source of this 1801-nucleotide messenger RNA. Its product is annotated as EP1-like glycoprotein 2. Gene Ontology annotation, cellular component: plant-type cell wall. Lineage: Eukaryota; Viridiplantae; Streptophyta; Magnoliopsida; Malvales; Malvaceae. The record is from RefSeq and is a predicted model, not a curated record.